Messenger RNA from Rhodamnia argentea, 3304 nucleotides. RefSeq lists its product as uncharacterized. Lineage: Eukaryota; Viridiplantae; Streptophyta; Magnoliopsida; Myrtales; Myrtaceae. The coding region runs from base 1093 to 2862 and encodes 589 amino acids. The transcript is spliced from 5 exons. The record is from RefSeq and is a predicted model, not a curated record.
CAAAGCUAGAGAGAGAAAGAGAAAGAGAAGGAGAGAGAAAUUGGGUGAUUGUCUUCUGCUGUGUGGGAAGAAGAAGAAGAAAGAGAGGGAGAGAGAGAGAGAGAAAGCGAGGCUCUGUCUGUUCUUCAUACGUUUCAUUCAAAGUGUCGCCCCCCAAAAAAAAAAAAAAAAACUGAACGCCCAAACUUAAUAUUAGCAAUUCACACAAUCUCUCUCUCUCUCUCUCUUCUCUGCCCCUGAAAAUCGCCACUGUGAAACCCUAAUCUUCGUGUCUCUUCUCCGUCCCUUUUGCCGUGCCUCCCUCCCGAAUCCUCCCAAGAUUGCACGCGCGCUUCCGUUUCGUUGCUGGGACUCGUUGCUCGGAUUGAGGACGCCGGUUUCUUGGGCCUCGUGCUCGCGGAGCUUUGGUUUUGUCGCUCCGGAAUCGAUUGUAGUGGGGGUGGGUUCUUUCUCCUCAUCCCUCGGACGGAAUUCCUUCGCCGCCGCCGCCUCUUCGAACCCUAGGCGCCGGAAGUUGGUUACGAGCUCCUCCUAUCAGGUUCUCGCGUCUUAGGGUUGGGUUGGGGGUGGUUAUUCGGGCAUUGGACCCGUGCGGAGUUUCUGAUUUGAGUGCUCUCAUUUGGAUUUAAUUUUGGGGCAGUCGGAAUUCCAAGGCUGCCGCGGAAGUGGCCGCUUGUGGGAAUUCGGGUGUGUGCUUUUGCGUAAUGAGGGUCGCCUGACCUUGCUUUGUUGUGUGAAAUUCGCAUUUUCAUUGGGAAUGGAGGUCUAGAGGGAGUCCGCUUCUCAUCAUUGUGCUUGUUUAGGGGUAACGUGUCUUCUGAUUGUCAUUGCCUUCAUGCUUGCACUCUGGCUUCGCACUUGCAUUGGGAUUCUGUUCUUCUGAUAGACCUGCCUAGUUAAUUGCUGGUGCUUUACUAGUUGGAAGCCGCUAAUGGCCCUUUGAGGGGAUUGCGACGCGCCAUCUUUUGAUUAGGAAGAGACGUUCAUUUUUCGGAUAAGGUUUCUGCGAUUCUGAACAGAUGGGAAGGGGUGGCGAAGUUUAGUUGUUCGAUUUGUGCUCUUAAUAUUCUCUGAGGAUGUGCAUUGCUCCCCAUGGAAAGAAGUGAACCCACUUUAGUUCCAGAGUGGCUGAGGAAUUCUGGCGGCGGAGGUACUUCAGGAGUCAGUAGCUCAGCCAGCCACUCUUCUCAUUCAGAACCUCCUUCAUCGGGAUCUCGUAGGAGAAGUAAAACUUCCAAGGGCGGGAAUGACUUUGAUGGCCGCCACUCAGCAUUAGAUCGCACAUCUUCACUUAAUUUACGGGGGAGUUCUGGUAAUAAUGGUCUCUUAAAGAAUGCGUACAGUAGUUUCAAUAGGAGUCACCACGACAGGGAAAGAGGACGGUCGAACUAUGAUGACUACUGGGACCUUGAUGGCUCUGAUUCCCUGGGAUGUGUCUUAAAUAGUCGGAUUGAGAAAGAUCCAUUGAGGCAUUCCCAUUCCAUGAUUCCAAGAAGGCAUGGUGAACUAUUACCCCGUCGUGUGGUUCCAGAGGUAAAAAAUGGAAGCAAUGAUGCACAAAAUAACAUUGCUAAGAAUGGUCCAAUUUCUGGGGUUAGUACCAUUCACCAUGCUGUUUCUGAGAAGGAUUUCCCAUUGCUUGGAGCUGAAGAAAGGCAAGGAAUGGCAGAUAAAGGAAGAGCCUCAUCACCUGGUUUGCCUUCCAACAUCAAUUGUUUGCCAGGUGCUAGUUCAGCUUUAGCUAGCAGUGAAGGAUGGACAUCAGCCCUGGCACAGGUACCGAGCCUCUCUCCUACUAAUGGCUUACAAUCGUCAUCUCAUCAACAAAAUACAGUUGCUGCUCCGGUAUGUGGGACUGCAAUGGCAACGACUGGUCUUAAAAUGGCUGAAGCUUUAGCACAGGCUCCGCUGCGAGCAAAAACUGCUCCCCAGUUGUCAGUGAAGACACAGAGGCUUGAGGAGUUGGCCAUUAAGCAAUCAAGGCAGCUUAUACCAGUGACCCCGUCUGGUCCUAAGACUUCGGUGCUUAAUUCAUCUGAAAAAUCCAAGUCAAAAGCAGCUGUAAGAAAUGGGGAGAGAAUUUCUGCUGUCAGGAGUGGGCAACAGCAACUCUCUUUAUCUGCUAAUCAGCUUCUUCGGGGUGGACAUACUAAAUUAGAUUCACCACAGUCACCUCAUGCUGGGAAGUUUUUAGUUCUCAAGCCCACCAGGGAGAAUGGUGUUUCUCAUGCUCCAAAGGAUAUGGGAAGUCCAACCAGUGUUAGUGGCAGCAAAUCAUUAAGCAGCCAGCCGACCGUUGCUAGUUCUGCAGCUCCUGCUCCUUCAAGGAAUGCGAACAACCCGACGCAUUCCUCUUUGGAAGACAAGUCUGCUGUCUCCUUUCUGAACCCUGCUACAGUUUUGGAGAAGAGACCUUCCUCAUCUCAUGCACAAAGCCGAAGUGAGUUUUUCAAUCUCAUUAAAAGGAAAAACUCAACAAAAGGUUCUUCUGUUCUCUUAGAGUCAGGCCCUGUAAUCUCAUCUCCAAGCAGAGAAAAUUCUUGUCAAAUGAUUGAGCAAUCAGUCAAUGCCCCUGGAAGUCCUGUUGCUGACAAUGGUGGUGAGAUAUGUAGCAGUGGUGGCAGCUCUUUAGAAGCUCUGAGACUUCCUAAUGAUGACGAUGGUGAUAUGAGUCUCACAGCGGCAGUUUAUCCAAAUGAGGAAGAGGUUGCUUUUCUUCGUUCCCUUGGUUGGGAUGAGAAUGCUGGUGAAGAUGAAGGUCUCACAGAAGAGGAGAUCAAUGCUUUUUAUCGAGAGUACACAAAUCUGGGGCCAUCUUCGAAUGUGCCGAGGCGUGGAGCCAAUCCUCUCGAAACUGUCUGAAACUCGCAUAGGUAGUAUUGGUGGAGCCUCUGCGGAGAUCAUUCCAUCUGAUUCGGGAUUCAAAGCUUGAUUUACCAGCUCUGGAAGUCCAAAUUUUGCUGGCCGGACGGUCCUUUGUUUUUGAAGGGACACCAAUCUUGGGGUAUGCAGGAGGAUAGGUCCUGUGGGGAUUUUACAAAUAGUUCAAUAAGUUGGAGCUUUCAUGUUUGCUUGUGGAAAAAGAAAGAGGAUCUUAGGGAAUUUUGUUUCAGGAUAGAUAGAGGGUUUACUGUUUCGGAGGAGGUGCUGAGGGAGCUAGCAUCUUUUGGGGUAUUUCGGUCCUUUAUUUUCCUUCCCCUUGAAGAGGGUUCUGAUCUUUAGGAAGAAAUGCUUCUGGUGUUUCUUUUCAUUUUUCGACUGAAAAAGGUAAAAAGAAAAAGGAAGUUCAACAUUUUGGUUCCUC